This is a messenger RNA of Cheilinus undulatus (humphead wrasse), 3943 nucleotides long. RefSeq names its product proline, glutamate and leucine rich protein 1 (gene pelp1). The transcript is spliced from 19 exons. The record is from RefSeq and is a predicted model, not a curated record. Lineage: Eukaryota; Metazoa; Chordata; Actinopteri; Labriformes; Labridae. Gene Ontology annotation, cellular component: nucleus. Gene Ontology annotation, biological process: rRNA processing. The coding region runs from base 21 to 3635 and encodes 1204 amino acids.
CGACAGGCGGACAGGCAAAGAUGGCUACAUCGGCUUGGCUGCGUGGCCCGUCCGCGCUGCGGCUAACGGAGGGUCUGGUGUCGGUUCUGAAGGAGCAGAGAGCCGAGUACCUACCGGCUCUGCUGUCCAGCUACCGGGAACAUGGCGCCUUUACCGGGCAGGGUCCUAGCGUGGCGGGAGGGCUGGUGGGAUUCAGCAACGCCAAACUAAACUCCAGUAAGACCAGGUUUGAGGGCCUGUGUCUCCUUGCCAUGCUGGUCAAAGACAGCUCCAGUGAUCUGUUCCAGCAGCACUGUCUGUCCUGGCUACGCUCGCUGCAGCAGGUCAUCCAGUCCCAGGCUCCGGUCCAGACAGUCCAGCUCGCCGUGACCAUCCUGAAGGACAUCCUGCAGUAUUCGUGUCAGCUUCCUGAACUGGCCAGAGAGGUCGGCCUCAACUCCAUCCUGGGCAUCCUGACAUCUCUGCUGGGACUCAAGACCGAGUGUGAGCUGCCCGCCAUGGAGGGGAUGACGGCCUGUAUGACGUUCUACCCUCGAGCCUGUGGAUCUCUGAAGGACAAACUGGGGGCGUACUUCCUCUCUAAAAUGGACAGCACCAACAAGAAGGCCCAGGAGAUGGCGUGUCAGUGCUACGGUCGGCUGCCCUGCCUCGGCGGGCUGUUGGAUCGAGGGGUGGGUACCGGUAGAGCUGAGGGCUGGACCAAUCAGAUUCACUGCCUGCUGGCGUCAGCCAACGGGCUGCUGGCUCAGAUCUACCAGGGAUCAGAAACAGAUGCGACGCUGCAGUAUGACGGACCUGGCAUGGAGCUGGCCUUUCCUCCUCUGGACCAAUCAGAUCCUUUGUUCUUGAUGCAGCUUCAGCACAGAUACACAGCCAUCUGCACGGCACUCAAACACACCCUGAGGGUAGAUCCUUCCUCACCUGUCAGCUCCAAGAGCAUCAAUCUGACAGGUGACGGUAGCCUGAAGUUGCUGGUCCUUCCUACCAUCCAACGCCAGACUCUGGAUGUCCUGUCAGCUCUCAUCACUGUGGUUCGUAGCGGGAUGGUCCUGUACUCGGCGGUCCUGCAGAGGCUCUUCUCUCAGACUCUGACAGCAUGGACACCUGUACCCGAGAGCAGUCUGGGACAGCAGAGAGCAUACAGCUCAGUCCGUGUCUCUGUAUAUAAGACCUUGGAGCUCUGGGUCCAGGUGGGCGGAGCCUCUGCCAGCGUCCUGCAGGGUAGCCCGGGUCAUUCUGAGCUGCUGUUCAGUCAGCUGCUCAGUGACAUCACACCAGGGGCGGAGUCUAUCAAGCUCCGGGCCGGUCUAUCAGCUGAUGUGGUUCCUGGAGGUAAACCGGGCCCUCGGAGGACUAAACCUUUGGUGAUGGCGGACUCUGUGAGCCCGUCCCUGCAGAGAAAAGGAGACCAGCUGGCCAAUCAGGACACGUGUCUGUCAGCGCUCAGAGCUCUGAGACAGAUCGUUCUGACCAGCGGCACGCUGCUGAAGGACGACGUACACAAGCGCCUCCAUGAGGUCGUCCUCCCUCUGUGCGUGCGUCUGCAGCAGCAACAGUCCGGCUGUAGUACUUCCUGUGAGUCUGCAGGGGGCAUCAGCGGGCAGUACAGCAGUGCACUGAGCCGACGAGAGUUGUACAGGCUGCUGCUGGCUCUGGUUCUCGUCCCGUCCCCGUGUUGGCCUCCUCCUCUCACCUGUGCCGUCUCCAUCCUGAGCAGCGGACGCACCGACAGAAACCUAAAGGUGUCGUCGUUCUGCUCCGAGGCCCUGACCAUCUGUAACGCCCUCCUCCACCCCCGUGUCCCCCCCAUCUCCCUCCCCUUACCCCCCCUCACCCUGAAGCCCACCCCCUCUGCUCCGGUCCUGUCCUCCUCACAGGGACUAACUCUGCCCACCCUCCUUGGAGGCCCUGGUCCUGGCCCUCCCUUCCCAGACCGUCACCCCAUGGGCCUGGGUCCUGCCUCCCUCCUGGGUUCUCUGGAGAACCACCUCUCUCUGGUCCCCGGUCUGCCAGGACAGGGCCCCCCCACCACUGACAUGAUCCUGUCCCACCAGCCGGAUCCCCCUGGACUGGGGCCCCCUGAGGGCCAGAGACCCGUGUUUGUGCGGUAUGACCGUGAGGAGGCGGAGGACGUGGAGAUCUCCUUGGCGAGCGACUCUGACGACAGCGUGGUCAUCGUCCCUCCCGGCAUGCUGAACAUGGAGACCCAGCAGGAGGAGAACGCCACCAGCCUAGCUCCUGCUCCACCAGGGGGCACUACAGUCUCUCUACCAGGAGCUGAUGCUGCCGCCGCGGCGACCACGUCCACCAUCGAUGGCGUCUCCCUCUCUAACGACCUCGCCACCACCUCCACCACCCCCAUCAACUCCUUCCCACCCUCCAGCACCUCCAUGGUCUCCCUAGCCCCUCCCCCCAGCUCCACCUCGCUCACGGAGCCCCCUGGUGUCCUGGAGGAGGCUCUACCAGGGCGACCGCAGCUGCAGCAGAUGCUGAUGCAGCCGUCAGCCCCGCCCACCGGCCUCCCUCUACCGCUCCAUGUUCACCAGCUCCAGAACCGCCACCUCCACCCACAACAGGCUCCGCCCCUUAGCAACGAAGACUCAGGCGUCAUCAACAUAAACAGCUCCGACGACGAAGAUGAGGAGGAGGACAUGGAGGAGGAGGAGGAGCUGGACGAGGAGGAAGAAGGGCUAGAUGAGGAGGAUGAGGAGGAGGAGGAGUUCUACGACGAGGAGGAUUACGAGGACUACGAUGAAGAGGACGGUGAAGAGCUGGAGGAGGAAGAAGAAGAGGAGGAUGGAGAUAUCCCUCCUCUAGAGGGAGCAGACAAAGAGUCUGGGCCGGCGGUGGUGGAUGAGGGCGGGAUGGCUGCGUUCAACGUGGAGGCAGAAGAGGAGGGAGGCAUCGAGGAGAUCCAGACCAACAGGACCCUCUACGGCGAGGACAGGAUGAAGGUACAGGAGGUGGAGAGCAUCGGCGUGCUGGAGGAGGGCCGCAGCGUGGACGGUGAGCUGGACGACCCUGAGAGGAUGGACGACCCCACCAUGCCUCAGAUCCUCUGUGUGACCGGAGGAGCCCUGGAGGAGCGGGACGAGCAGGAGGACGAGGAGGGAGGAAGAGAGGGAGCAGGAGCAAUGCAGGAGGAGACGGCAGCAUGGCAGGAAGGAGCCCAUGAGGGCGAGCAGACUGCGGCGCCAGAGGACAGCGCAGCCAAUCAAAAUCCAGAGCAGGAGUCAGGAACUGAAGCUGCUCCUCAGGAGGAGGUGACCGAGGGUGAAGAUCAGAAGACCAGCCAGCAGGAGGAACAAAAAUCAGCUGUUCAAGAAGAAGAGACCCUAGCAACAGAUCCUGAAACAUCAACAGAUCCUAAAGAAGAAGAGGGGGGAGGAGGAGGAGGAGAGGUGGAGGCUGAAGGAGAGAAGGAGAUGGCAGAGGAGAAGGAGAGCCGAGAGAGUGAUGGAGAGGAGAGUAAAGGAGUGAAGAGGAAGAGGGAGGACGAGCAGAGGGAGGAAGAGGCCGGGCAGAGCACAGAGAAGAAAAAGCCUGAUGAAGAGUCGAUGGCGUCCAUGUUGGCUGAUUUUGUGGCCUGUCCUCCCGACGAUGAAGACGGAGCGUCUGGAUCAAAGCGCUCCUAAACAUGAACUCAUGCUGUUACCAUGGAGACCGUAUCAUUAGAGACACUCAUAUCUCUGCUGCCGACCUUUAAUCUCACAUCCACGCCACUUUUUUUUCAUUUACAAACGUGAGGAGAUUCAUCUUCUGUUAAAACAAGUAAAACUAGUGUUACAGUUAAUGAUAAAGACUACAUUUCCCAUGAUGCCAUGCAGCUACACUUGACUUCAUCAGUAGUGUACAGACUGAGUGUUUUUGGUUAAUUUGUCCUUUUUAUUCUCUUUAUGUUCCUGUCAUAACUCUGAUUCAACUCAAGUAAAAAAAAAAAAAA